AUGUCUACAGAAAUCCUUGCAAUCGCUAAUAACUUUUCCAUAUCCACUGGUCAUAUUACAUUUACAUUGAGUAUUAUUGGCAAUUUCUUAAAUAUCUUUGUAUUCACUCAACUGAAAUGUUUUCGAAACAAUCAAUGUGCAUUCUAUUUAACGGUUGAAUCGCUUUUCAGUUUUCUCUAUGGAUUGAUUGUUUUUACCAUCACUAUUCUAACAUCAAUAUAUGGAGAUGAUGCAACAGGUCGUUCUCUUAUCUGGUGUAGAUUUCGUUUUUUUUCCGCUCAGCUACUAGUACUAUCAUCAUCUUAUACAGUAGCUUUUGCUGCUAUUGACCAAUUUUUUUCAACACACAAUCGAUUCAGUUUCAGACAAGUAUUUACCAUAAAAACAGCUCGGUGUCUUGUUGGUACAUCUGUUUGCAUUUGGAUCAUUCAUUCUAUUAUAUUUUGCUUGUUUUACAACAUUCAAUCAUUAUUACUAUGCAAUAUAUCGAAUCCUACAUAUCUUCAAUAUACAACAUACUUUAGUUUUCCACUUUUAGCCGGUCUUAUACCUGUUUUUAUUGCAUCGUUUUUUGGAUUUUUAGCUUUUCGUAAUGUUCGGCGUAUAGUUCGUCGACAACUAACAAUUGUUCGACGUCGAUUAGAUCGACAAAUGACAGCAAUGGCUGCUAUACGUGUCAUAAUUCUUGUUUGUUUAUCAUUGCCUUAUCUUAGUUAUCGUAUCUAUACUACAAAUGUUCCCAAUUUGCCAAGUAAACCAAUGGAAUAUGCAAGAGGACGAUUAAUUUAUGUUAUUCUCUUUUUUUUAUUUAACUUAAAUUAUACGAUUAGCUUUUACAUUUACGUAAUAUUUUCAUCACGUUUUCGUCGUCAAGUAAAAUCAAUUUUGUUAAAAAAAUAUUGGCAAUUAUGGAAAUGUUGUUGUUGUGCUAUUAAAAAUAAUCGAAUUGGUCCAGAAAAUCCAGAAUCAUUCAAUACAAACAUGGAUCCUAAUGAAAAUGACUAA
Molecule: messenger RNA, 1005 nt
Organism: Adineta steineri
Lineage: Eukaryota; Metazoa; Rotifera; Eurotatoria; Adinetida; Adinetidae
Source: the annotation of a GenBank genome assembly